CAUCCCGACCCCCCGACUGGAAGUUUGUUCUGAAAACAGCCAUAGUUGGCUCUUGUCUCGAACCUUACUUUACAGCUGCAAACGUCGGCCUUUCCGAGAACCUCUAAGAAUUCCCUCAACGAACUGCGCCUGAAGAUGACAGAAAAUAAACGCUUUAAGCUUUGGGGCCGCGGGACCAUUACCUGAGCUUUUGAGAGAAGCCCUAGUCGAAACCUAACAAUUUUAGCGAAAUCGACCCUGGACCUGCUUGCUCUGGCGCUCUAGCUGCUUUGGAGGCGAUAGCAUAGCUCAGGUUUCUGGGCGCCGGGCGCUAUGGCGUCGCUGUACAAGCCCUCGUCGCGGUCAGCACCGCCACCAUGCCAAUCGCGCUCUGGCUUAGCUGCCCGCCCCACAGCCCCACGGCUUGUUGUGAAGCGGCAGGUUCUGGUGACUGGUGGUACUUCCAGUGUCCAGCAACCUCCUCAGUCUCCUCUGCGUUUCAUUGGUGAAGCAACUGUGAUCCCGCCAGCCGGCCUGGGGUUUCCAGCGCGGGAAUGGCUCCCAUUGGUCAUUGUGCACAACAAGGAUGCCUGCCAGCAUGCACAGGAUGUUGUGUACACCCAAGCGACUGCCAAAGCCAUCAAGGAGGUGUACACAUCUCUGGGCUCCUUCACCAAUGGCACCCAGGAGAUGCCAUCACUGGGCAGGGGGGCUGGUGUGGUGCUGCAGGAGGUGGCAACCAAGGUAGACUCAGGAAGACAGCAGAUGCAAUUUUGAUAGCAGAUAAACUUGUAUAUUUCUGCUUGCUACUCAGUGUUGCUGCUUUCUGUGUGCUUGCCACCUGCAGUGCACCACAAAAACAGAGGAGGAAAAGCAGGCAGCUGCUGUCCUUGCCAAGGCUGCACUGGCUGCCAAUGCCAUUGAUGUCGGCAACAAGUUGCUGGGCCUAGAGGGGCACCGUGUUGUCAAGGCCUGUGCCAACCCCAUCUGUGAACGGAAUCCCAACACACUUUACGAGGUAGCCAAGAAGCACAAGGACAACCAGCCGGAGGGUGGUGACAUCAAGAAGAAGUGGCAGGGCCACCGCAAUGAGGUCAAGAGCCUGACCAACCUGUCCGCAAACAUCUACCACCUGCACCUUGUGGAUGAUGACAGCCAGGAGCUAACUUUCACGCUGGGACCUGGAGACACUGUCUACAUGCGUGGCGAUGUGCUAAAACUGCUGUACCACUGGGCAGAAGCCCAGGAGAGGGGCUGGACGGGCAGGCAACCCUGGGAGCUA
Molecule: messenger RNA, 1261 nt
Organism: Chlamydomonas reinhardtii
Lineage: Eukaryota; Viridiplantae; Chlorophyta; Chlorophyceae; Chlamydomonadales; Chlamydomonadaceae
Exons: 5
Coding region: 313-756 (147 amino acids)
Source: RefSeq, a predicted model, not a curated record